AUGGGGGACGAUGAAUACUACACUUUGGAUGAAAUAGUUUCGUCUGAAACCAGUGAAAGCGCUGUAGUUUAUGGUGCGAUUGAGGAUGAUGAGGAGAAAUGUACCUUCCCAAAGGGUUACCUUAAAAGGCAGGCAGUUUUCGCGUGUAAAACCUGUUACGAAUUAACUGGCAAAAGAGCAGGUGUAUGCUACGAAUGUUCUAUGAAUUGCCAUGCAGCUCAUGAAAUCGUUGAGCUCUACACUAAGCGUCAUUUUCGGUGUGAUUGCGGGAAUAGCAAGUUCAAAGGUGCCUCCGUGUGCAAUCUCUGGGAGGAGAAGGAUGAUGUGAAUACUGAGAACAAGUACGACCAUAAUUUUGAUGGCGUCUUUUGCACCUGUUUGCGUCCAUAUCCUGAUCCUGAGCUUGAGGGGAAUACAGAAAUGUACCAAUGUUCAAUUUGUGAAGAUUGGUUUCAUUUGCAACACCUAAAUAUGCCGCUAGACUUUCGACCCAACGAUGAUUUUGAAGAGCUGGUUUGCCUGAACUGUGUGAAGCGAUUCCCAUUACUUUGGCUCUUCUACUACUGUCAAAUGCAACCGGAGAAUGCAGACUGUUCGUUGCCUAAAAAGCCGAGGAUUGAUGACAGUGUUGACCAACUGAACACUUCCGCUAGUGUUAAAAGUACAGAGGCUUGUCGAAUUCCCCACGUUUUAUCCGUAUGCGGUGUCAGAAAGUUGAAUCCACCAACAGCGGACAUGGGGAGGCUUACGGUUAAUGGUUUUUCUUUCCCAUCUCCUAUAUUCUGGUGCAAUGAUUGGCGCACGGAUACACUGUGUACCUGCGAUUCCUGUAAGAAAAUGCUUAAAAGUCUUGGUAUCGGGUUCCUCUUGGAUCCAGAGGACUCGGUUGUGCAUUACAUGGAAGUUGGCCGACAAAGGGUGGCACAACUUCAAGCGAGGCGUGAGAACUUGAUUUCCGAGGCUCUUGCUGAAUUACCACAUCCGGCAGCGGUAGAAGUUGCUCGGGGUAUCAGUCGAUUCAGGGAGGCCCUCACCGACUUCUUGACCAAACCACGUGAAAAAAACGUCGUCACCGAGGAAGAGGUUAAAGAGUUUUGCGAGGAUCUGAAAAAGGAUUUGUGA
Molecule: messenger RNA, 1122 nt
Organism: Echinococcus granulosus
Lineage: Eukaryota; Metazoa; Platyhelminthes; Cestoda; Cyclophyllidea; Taeniidae
Product: Putative E3 ubiquitin-protein ligase UBR7
Exons: 7
Coding region: 1-1122 (373 amino acids)
Cellular component (GO): cytoplasm
Molecular function (GO): zinc ion binding; ubiquitin protein ligase activity
Source: RefSeq, a predicted model, not a curated record